AUGUUAUCGCUCCCAAGAGAGGGAUUCACAAUUGACUUCGUGGCCAAGUUAGUCCGAUGCACCAUCCUGAAUCCUGCCAUAAUUAUUUUGCUGGCCAUAGGCUCAUACUUUGCAUCAUCCAAUUUAAACUGGAAUCACAGAUCAGACGCACUUGGAUUACACAUCUACUACCUAACUGCCUUUGGCCUUCUUUUGCAUCUGACUGACUUUUUGAACACACGAUACAACAAUAACUGGACCACCGACCCAGGGUGGGACUGGAACAACGAGAUUGUUGUCAUCACAGGAGGCAGCAGUGGAAUUGGAGCCCAUCUUGCUCAAAAUUUGCAUUCUCGGAAUCCAAACACCAAGGUCAUUAUCAUCGAUUAUGUCCCAUUGACCUGGGAACCACUUGAAGAUGCAUACACAAAGUACUACCAAUGCGACCUCAGUAACAGCUCCCAGAUUCGCCUCAUCUGUGAACAAAUUCGAGCUGAAGUCGGCCACCCUACAGUUCUUGUCAACAACGCCGGUAUCUGUCGAGGUGCUACUGUCUGCGAUGGUUCAUACGCGGAUGUAGAGACUACCAUGCGGACAAACCUCAUCGCACCAUUCUUGCUGGUCAAGGAAUUUGGGCCAGAAAUGGUGCGUCGAAAUCACGGCCAUAUAAUCAAUAUCAGUUCAAUGAGUGCGUUUCUCCCGCCUGCUAAAGUGGCCGACUACGCCGCUACCAAGGCUGGGUUGAUAGCCUUGCAUGAGGCGCUUCAACUUGAGUUGAAGGAAUCUCCACGGGUCAGACUCUCACUAUUAGUUCUAAGUUUUACCCGCACUCCUUUGUUCAAGGGAGAGACAAAUCAGUCCAAUUUCUUGUUCCCACUAUUGCAUGUUGAGUCCGUCAGCGAGACGAUUGCGAAAACGCUGUGGACCGGCUACGGCAAGACAAUUUACAUGCCCGGAAUCAUGCGUUACAUCACGAUCCUAAAGGGCGGACCGGAAUGGCUGUGGCUCUUAGCAAGGAAAGGAACUGGCAGUACCCGGGUUGAUUUCAGAGGAAGACAGAAACUGGAUCCCAAGACAGGUUCAUUGCUUUAG
Fusarium odoratissimum NRRL 54006 is the source of this 1071-nucleotide messenger RNA. RefSeq lists its product as uncharacterized. NCBI's taxonomy places the organism in Eukaryota, Fungi, Ascomycota, Sordariomycetes, Hypocreales, Nectriaceae. The record is from RefSeq and is a predicted model, not a curated record. The coding region runs from base 1 to 1071 and encodes 356 amino acids. Gene Ontology annotation, molecular function: oxidoreductase activity, acting on the CH-OH group of donors, NAD or NADP as acceptor. The transcript has 3 exons.